This is a messenger RNA of Eupeodes corollae, 1188 nucleotides long. RefSeq names its product B-cell receptor-associated protein 31. Gene Ontology annotation, cellular component: endoplasmic reticulum membrane; endoplasmic reticulum. The transcript has 3 exons. The coding region runs from base 244 to 939 and encodes 231 amino acids. Lineage: Eukaryota; Metazoa; Arthropoda; Insecta; Diptera; Syrphidae. Gene Ontology annotation, biological process: intracellular protein transport; endoplasmic reticulum to Golgi vesicle-mediated transport. The record is from RefSeq and is a predicted model, not a curated record.
GUACGAAAGUUCUUCAUCUUAUUUUCAAAAUAUCUUUGGAACCAUCCAUUUUAAUAAAAAUAUCUUUGAACUCUGUGACUAGUGACUCAGAUUUAUUUUAUUUUGCUUUCAUUCUCUCAAAUUGAUUUUAAAUUCAGUUGAAGCGGCUCCGAUAGACCACAGCGUAACCUAAAUAUAAAAACACAGCAUUCCGCCUAUUGGAAACUAUUUAUAACUAAACGAAAAAAAAAAAAUAAAAGAAAAAUGAGUCUCGUCUGGACUUUGAUCGCCUCUUUUCUGUACGCAGAAAUUGUGGUUGUCCUGUUGUUGGUGCUGCCGGUGGCAUCACCCUACAGAUGGCAGCGAUUCUUCAAGUCACGAUUCCUGGCAAUGCUCGGGAAACAAGCACACACGUAUUUCUUCCUUCUGUUGGGAGUUCUUGUUCUUUUCCUGCUCGAAGCCAUCCGUGAGAUGCGCAAAUACUCAAACACCGAACCAGCUGGUGAAAUGCAUUUGAACGUUGAGAUGCAACACAGCAUGAGAUUGUUCCGGGCUCAACGCAACUUCUACAUCUCUGGAUUCGCCAUCUUUUUAGUGUUGGUUAUCCGUCGCCUCGUCACACUUAUCUCAGCCCAAGCUAGUCUCUUGGCUCAGAGCGAAGCAUCGUUGAAGCAAGCUCAAAGCGCCUCUGAUGCCGCUCGCAACUUAAUGUCUAGCAAACCAACCGAGAAGGCCAAGGAAGCUAAAGAAGAAGCCGGAUCAAACAACACAGUCACUGAGAUCACCGAUUUGAGGAAGCGCGUUCAAGAUCUUACUGCAUCCCUAAACAAAGAAAAGAAGGACAAGGAAGCCAUUAAGUCUCAAGCCGAGUCUCUGAAUAGGGAGUACGACCGUUUGACAGAGGAGUACAGCAAACUGCAAAAGAAAGUCACAAUUUCCGGAGGAGAGAAGAAUGACUGAGUCUGAUCUUUCCAUUCCCAUUGCAUUUGCAUUAUAUAUACAAGAAAUGUUAUUAUUUAAUAAUACAAUUCCCUUUUUUAAAAGACUUUCCUUAUACACUUUGCACGCUUCUCUGUCUUUAUUAACCUAAUAUUUGUCAGAUGCUGCUCUAACUCUAACCCUUAAGUUUAGUUACGAAUUAAAAAUUACGAUUUAUUAAAUGUAUUUUUCUACAGUUUCAGGUUAUAAAAAUGGUAGAAUUGAAGAAAA